Messenger RNA from Chrysoperla carnea, 3637 nucleotides. Its product is annotated as insulin-like growth factor-binding protein complex acid labile subunit. The transcript has 2 exons. The record is from RefSeq and is a predicted model, not a curated record. The coding region runs from base 86 to 1822 and encodes 578 amino acids. Lineage: Eukaryota; Metazoa; Arthropoda; Insecta; Neuroptera; Chrysopidae. Gene Ontology annotation, molecular function: protein binding.
AAAUGCAUUUAAUUAUCCAAAAUUAUCAAGAGUGAAAAUAAUAAAAUCUGGUAUACAAACAGUGGUUACAGAGACAUUCAGCAAUAUGCCAUCUUUAAUUUACCUAGAUCUCAGUGACAACAAAUUAAAAUCCUUACCAGCAAAAAUGUUUGAAAAUAAUCCACAAUUACGGAUCUUAAAUAUAAGUAACAACGAAAUUUCUAGCAUACUUAAAGAUACAUUCAUACGAAUGCCUGAUUUAAUUGAAUUAAAUUUAGCGCAUAAUAAUUUAACAGUUAUUAAAAAUAUUUUUACAUCGUUAACACAAUUACAAGAAUUGAACUUAUCUUGGAAUCGAAUCUAUAAAAUUGAACCACAAACAUUUAAGGAAAAUGCUAAUUUAAAGAAAAUUAUUAAUAAUUUUAAUCCAAUCUCUGAUUUAGAAGAAAACACAUUUUUACCAUACGAAUGGGGAGUAACGAAUAAAUUUUUAAUCGGUGCCGAUAAAACUGCAACGAUUACCGAAUUACAUAUUGGUAAUUGUCUUCUAUCAACUUUAAAAGAUCAUUAUUUUGUACAUUUACGUCGAUUGAAAUUUUUGAAUCUCGAAACAAAUCAAAUCACUGAUUUCGAACGGAAUGUUUUUCGAGAAAAUACGAGACUAGAAUAUUUACGUUUAAGUUAUAAUGAAUUGAGAGAAUUACCAUCGAAUGUAUUCGAUCGAUUACGAAAUUUAAAAACAUUAUGGUUGAAAGCGAAUUUUUUAACCGAAUUACCGAUAGAUGUGUUUAAACGUAAUACGAAAUUAGAAAUUUUACAAUUAGGUUACAAUAAAAUCGUACCAAAAAAUAUUUUUGAAUUCGUAGUUGAGUUGAAAGAGCUAUCAUUAUAUCGAAAUCAAAUAACAUACCUCGAACCUGGGAUAUUUGAUAAUCUAAUACGUUUAAAAAAAUUAUCUUUACAUCGGAAUCAAUUGAAAGAGAUCGAGCCGAAUAUAUUUUUCAAUUUGAUCGAAUUAAAUUCAUUAAUUCUAGAUACAAAUCCUUUAACGAAAAUUAAAAUUGGAACGUUUAGUAGUUUUCACGAUGGAUAUGCGGAUGAAUCCUCUCGAAUAUUAGAAAUUAGUAUGCAAGCAGUUAAAUUAACAGAAUUAUCGCCCGAUGCAUUUGCACCACUCUCUCGUUUAAUAUCAUUGGAUGUCGGAUAUAAUUACAUCGAUAAAAUCGAUACAGAUUUCUUUAAAUUCAUGGGUGAAACUUUAACCGUUUUAAUAUUGAGUGGAAAUCGUUUGGCUGAAUUACCAUCAAAUAUAUUUGAUUCCUUAGAAAAUGUUAUUCGCCUAGAUUUAAAUCGAAAUCGUUUAACAAAAUUAGAUCCAGAAAUAUUUCAAAAUAUGGUAUCGUUAGAGAAAUUAGAUUUAGCAAAUAAUAAAUUUAAAAUUAUUCCAACUAAUUUAUUCAAUGUACCACGAUUAAUCGAAGUUAAUCUAGCAGAAAAUGAACUUACGUAUUUAGCAUCAGAUAUAUUCGAAGGUGAAGAUUGUAUUGUUGAACGAUUUUACAUUCAAGAGAAUAAAUUAACAUACUUGGAAAGUGAUUUUUUUAAACGAUCGAAAUUAAAAUAUUUACGUUUUGGUAGAAAUCCUUGGCAGUGCGGAUGUUUAAAUGAAAUCAUGAAUGAUAUUUAUCGACUGAAUAUUGAAUAUCCGCUACGUGAAAAUUUCGACGGUACAAAUCCAUCGUGCGUUGUAACAGAUAAUAAUACAUGUGUGCGUGAAUCGUAUUUAAGUGAAGAUUUGUAUAAACAAUUUUUUUCGAUUCAACAUAGUAAUUUAAUUUGGUAAUGAAUUCCUAAUAAUUAAGGCAUAUUUGUAUUUAUUUAACCGUAACAUGAAAGAAAAGCAUAUGCGUGUACUUAUGUACGCGAUUAAGAGGGUAUGCUUUUUCGGUAAUAACAAAUAUAAUAAUUUAUAAAUAAUGUAAACAUAUAAUACAGAUUACAGUUAACUUAUCUAUUAUAUUCAUAGAUGACACUUAAUCUGUCAUCUACCUAUUCUUGUCUAUUGUGAAUGAUAUUUCAUUUAUUGACUAACUUCAUGGUGUUAAAACAUUUGUAAUUAUCUUCAACAAGUAGUUUUUGUGUCAUCCUGUGCGCGCGCAUCAUGAAAACUCACUCUCAUUAUUUUUCCAUAAUGCGCCUAAAGAAGUAUAACUAAAAAAUGUAAGAUUUGAACCAGGUUUACGCUGUCAACCAGGAAUGGAGAUAUUGGAAUUUGACGAACAAUUUUUAAUUAUUAAAUAAACAAAGUUUUGAUAAAAUUUUUCUAAUACCCGUAGUUCUUGCGGGGAAAAUCAUUAACGAACUCAAUCUUACUUUUUAAAUUCUGUAUACGCUAUAAAAAUUUCAGUUUGACAUCUCUUUUCGUGGUUGAGUUAUCGCGUUAUCAGGCGGACAGCCGGAAAUAAACUAAUUAGCUGAUUUUAUGAACGUAUAUACCAAAAUUUUGUUCGUAGCAUCAAUAUUUUUAAGUGUUACAAACUUGGGACUGAACUUUGUAUACCUUGAUAUUUUUCAUAUGGUAUAAGCAAAAAUUAGAUAGACACCAAGCUGAAUAACUGGUUGAAAUACACACUAUUUUUGUUAAAAUUUAAUAUCCCAUGCUCGAAAUUAGGAUUGAGAAAAAUAUACCUUGGUGAACCUCUCGAUCUUAAUAUACCACCGAAACCUCUCUGACACCUGAACCAAAACGCUAAUUGAUUAACUAAGGCCACUGAACAUUCUUUAUUAGUUGGGACAUUUCAACUGGGUUCCAUUUUCGCUAGAAAUCAACAAAGAUUCCCUCAUUUUUUUAUGUGCAUUAAGUCUAGAAUACAACAAGCAUUAUGGCAUUCUUUUGGACAUGAAUGGGGAAUAAAUUGUAAUUACUGGAAUAUUGAAAAAAAAUACAUAAAUCAGGAACUGAUUACUGAAUCCGUUACAUUGAUUGCGGCAAGCCAGAUGCAAUAAAUUAAUUGGAAUGUAUGCAAAAUGCAAUAAAAGCAAUUUGCAAUAAUUAUGUAUUUAAAAUAUUAAAAAAUUUAUCUCAUUUUCAUUUAAAAUCGAGUAUUUUGCUCACACUCGAUUUUAAAACAUAAAUAAAUUUUAUUUUUCAAAUGGUGUAUGUGGAUGAAACUUUUUAUAUCUUCAUAUAAUUUUAUCUAUUUUCGAAUUAAGAAUUUUUCGGAUUUUUUCAACCUAUUUACAGUUUUUAUACCAUGUAUAUGUCGCAACCAACUAGCUUAUAAUUAGCCAUUCAAUUAACAGCCUAGCCUAUUUACUAAACGGUGUCUUUCAACUAGCGGCCUAAAUAUAUUCAGUCAUUCAAUAAAACAGCUAGGCAAAUGUCUUGGAUGGAUAGCGUUUAAUUAUUCGCCUAGAUAUAAGUUGCUCAUUUCAGGUUGUGAACACGUGCAGUACUGCACCUAGCGAGAAAACAAUAUGGCUUCGGCAAGCAACAAUGUUGUAGAGGCAAGUGACAAAAAUAAUGAUAAUUUAGCUGUGACUGACUUUUAAAUUUAAAUUUAAAUUUAAAACAUAAAAAAAGCUUAGGGGACCACGAGUCUGGAAAGCGUAGGACGGCUAUGGAUUAUUACUAAAUAACAAGAUGUGAUAUUUUUUA